AGUUCCGAUGGCGCGCGGCGCUCUGGGAAGGUGAAGCGGUUAAGGUCGGUUCCGCCGCCGGUUCGUCUGAUUCUCUUUAGUGUUUGCCGUGUGUCGGCAGCGGGAAGCGGCUCCUCUUUCCUGCUUCGGGGGCGAAUGGAUUGAUUCGUUUCUUCAGAAAUUCGGCUUCAAAUUCGCUUUUUUGAAGAAAGGAGAUAGAUCCUGCUACUGCAUAUUUCUGAUCUUAACCAGCACCUCUGUGAAAUCUUCCUGUAAACCUAAUCUUCUUAAAGUUUGAGUUGGAAGUGUGAAAUGUCUCAGAUUCAGGUUCAUAACUCAUCCUCCAGUCUAUCGCAACCUCUUAUGGGUAGCACUGUUGGCCAGAGCAUUCCUUCUGGUAUAGGUCCCCUACCAUCAGAAAGUGCUAGCAGGCCCAUUCAAAGCUUAGCUUUACCUUCCAUGUCUGCCACUUCCGCCACCGCAGCUGCAGUUCCUUCAAACAUGGCAAACCCCAAAGAGAAAACCCCUAUGUGUCUUGUGAAUGAGUUAGCCCGUUUCAACAAGAUUCAGCCAGAAUACAAACUUUUAAAUGAACUUGGUCCAGCUCAUGCCAAGAAAAUACAAUUUUUUGAAGAGAAACCCCCGGACCCUUAUAAUAUCCGGGUUUUUACGGUGCAGCUGACACUUGGUGACCAGCACUGGGAAGCUGAAGGAAGCAGCAUUAAGAAGGCUCAGCAUGCAGCAGCCGCAAAGGCCUUAGUGGAAACCAGUCUCCCAAAACCACCACCUCGUCCCCCACGUAAUGAUUCAAAAAAUCCUGACAGUGUUACUCCAACAGUAGAACUGAAUGCCUUGUGUAUGAAAAUGGGGAAAAAACCGACCUACAGACCAAUUGAUCCUUAUCCUGGGCUAAGGCCGAGCUACAAUAUGCUGAGAAAUAAUGCUUACCCUCAAAGGUACUUCUACCCUUUCCCUCCUGUUGGACCAGUCACUUACCAAGUUGAACUUGUAAUUGGAAAUCAGCAAUUCCAGGGAAAAGGAAGAUCAAGGCAGGCUGCUAAACAUGAUGCAGCUGCUAAAGCACUCAAAGCCUUGCAAAAUGAAACCCUGCCAUCCAAGUUACCAACUGUUAAUGGAAAAGAACCAGAUGAUGAUGAUCUCAAUAAAUCUGAAAUAAGCCAAGUUUUUGAGAUUGCACUGAAAAGAAACAUGCCUGUGAACUUUGAAGUAAUAAAAGAAAGUGGCCCUCCUCACAUGAAAAGUUUUGUAACAAAAGUAAUGGUUGGAGAAUUUUCAGCUGAAGGAGAAGGGAAGAGUAAGAAAAUUUCCAAGAAAGCUGCUGCAAUAGCUGUUCUGGAAGAACUGAAGAAACUUCCACAGCUUCCGACAGUAGAAAAAGUGAAACCACGCAUAAAAAAGAAAACUAAAUCAAUAGUAAAGCUACAGACAAGUCCAGAGUAUGGGCAAGGAAUGAAUCCAAUCAGCCGUCUAGCUCAAAUUCAGCAAGCAAAAAAAGAAAAGGAGCCUGAAUAUACAUUAAUGGUAGAACGAGGCCUUCCUCGCCUCAGAGAGUUUGUUAUGCGGGUUAAAGUUGGUGGUCAAGUAGGAGAGGGAAUGGGCCCAAAUAAGAAAGUUGCCAAGCGAAAUGCAGCUGAGAAAAUGUUGGAGCUUUUGGGUUUUAAAGUUCCUCAACCUCAGCCACCCAAACCAGCUUUGAAAACUGAAGAAAAGCCAACAGUGAAAGAUCCUGUUAAAGGACGGAAAGUGACCUUUUUUGAGCCUGGAUCCUCUGUAGAAGAUGCAGCAACAGUUAAAGAUGGGAGCAUGCGUCUAGAAGAUGAGUUUCGAAUGCCUUAUCCCAGCCACCAGCAACUGCCUGCGGGAAUCCUUCCUAUGGUUCCUGAGGUAGCACAGGCUGUUGGUGUCAAUCAAGGGCAUCAUACCAAAGAUUUCAACAGGCCCGCAGCAAAUCCAGCCAUGGCCACUGUCACCGCAAUGAUAGCAAGAGAACUCCUAUAUGGCGGAACAUCCUUAACUGCAGAAACAAUUUUGAAAAAUAAUCCUGCGGCCCGCAAGCCACAAAGCACCCUUACCCGACCUUCCGAACAGUUGGACUUUUUGGCUAGUGUUCAAGGAUUACAGGUUGAAUAUAAAGAUUUUCCAAAAAACAAUAAAAAUGAGUAUGUCUCUCUGAUAAACUGUUCAUCCCAACCUCCUCUGAUCAGUCAUGGAAUUGGAAAAGAUGUUGAGUCCUGUCAUGAUAUGGCUGCUCUUAAUAUCUUAAAACUGUUGUCUGAGCUGGACCAACAAAAUGUAGAAAUACCAAGAACAGGAAAUGGACCAAUUGCUGUAUGUGUGAAACAAGAAAUUGAUGGCGACUCUCUCAUCAAACCGGCUAACUCAAACACUUUAGGACAAACACUGGAUGUCACUGACUGAAAGCCUUUUAUUGACCCAAAGCGCCAAGCACCAGAGAAAAUCGGAUGCUUCCUGUUCUGUGACAUGUAACUUAUGUUUUAGACAACUACAGUUUGAAUCUUGCUGUAGUAUCUAAAUCAUUAAGUUGCUUAACUUUUUAAAAUAGUAAUGCAUUUCAACAUUAAUUCAUUUUUUUUGAUGAAGGAAAUUUGUUCCUAAUGUUUCAUUGGAACCUUGUUCACACCAAUAUCCAGCAGCAAAAAGUUAGAAUUUCUGUUGAUGACUCUCCAAUAGUACAUUACAUGAUGAUUGAAAAAUUGCUUAACAAAAUCAGGGUCAUAUCCAAUGUAUGUAGUUCAUGAUUUGGUACCUGUCUGAAUUGGCCGUUAGUAACAUAAACCAUUUUGGUUUGACAAAACUUGGUGCUAGUUUAAAAAGUAGCGUGCCUGCAUUUUCAUAAUUGUAUAUCCGAAAGAAGCAAGUUGAAACUCAAUUUAGAGUUUGUUUCGAUAAGUUAUAAAGACUGCCUCUUUUUUUUCACCCUUUAAAGAUGGUAUCAAGUAGCAUGUUCAGUCUUCUAGGUUAAGUUUGUAUUUUUUAAUCUAAAGGGUUUUUUUUAAUUUGGUAAUUCUGAAGGACUUUGCUUUUUGUUUUUAUAUUAAACUUUGUUUAUAUAAAAAAUAAAUGAGUAAUUUUCAACAGUGCACAAGAAUUACAUUGUUGGAUAUGAUCUGUUACCUAGCUUAUACCAGAAAUUGCAGGUUACUGUAAAUCUUGGUGUAGGGUAAAAUGUAAGAUGUUGUGUUGUACUUUAUUAAUGCUUUGAUGUAAUGUUCCAUGUGAUGUACACAAAGUGUGUACAGUAAACAUUUUGCUUAUUGUCCAAGUAAAGCACGAAACCCUUGCCAACUAAGUCAAAACUUUGUUACUUUACUUUUGGACUUUUUUUUUCCUUCCCAUGUACUGUACCUAUGGAAUGGAGAAGUAAAAAUUGGUGUUUGUGCAAAA
Molecule: messenger RNA, 3405 nt
Organism: Carcharodon carcharias (great white shark)
Lineage: Eukaryota; Metazoa; Chordata; Chondrichthyes; Lamniformes; Lamnidae
Gene: stau1
Product: staufen double-stranded RNA binding protein 1
Exons: 16
Coding region: 292-2418 (708 amino acids)
Source: RefSeq, a predicted model, not a curated record